CAGCUUUGACCUCAGCUUUGGGUCUCCAUGCAGACCCACAUAGAUAAUAAGAUAUUAGCUGUUAGAUUAUCGAGAGGUCACCAUGAAACUGUUUCUUUUUUUGCUUCUCCUGGAAAUACACGGCACUGUGGGACUGACUCGCUCUCUGAGAUAUUUCUACACUUCUUCCUCUGGAGUCUCAAACUUUCCAGAGUUUGUAGCUGUUGGUUUGGUUGAUGAUGUUCAGAUGAUUCACUAUGACAGCAACACAGAGAAAGCAGAGUUUAAGCAGCAGUGGAUGGAGAAAGCUGCAGAAGAUGAUCCAGAGUAUUUGUCCCGCCAGACUAACAGGCUCAUGAACACCCAGCAGGUCUUUAAAGGCAACAUCGACACUUUGAAGCAGCGAUUCAACCAAACUGGGGGUGUUCACAUUAACCAGAUGAUGUACGGCUGUGACUGGAACGAUGAAACGGCUGAAGUUAACGGCUAUCAUUACUAUGGCUAUGAUGGAGAAGACUUCCUAUCAUUUGACCUGAGGACAGAGACAUGGAUCGCUAUAGUAAUGCAGGCUGUAAUCACCAAACACAAGUGGGACAGUGACAGAUCUCUUUCAGGUGAUCUGAAGAACUAUCACACCAAGCUUUGUCCUGAGUGGCUGAAGAAGUACGUGAACUAUGGGAGGAGCACUCUGAUGAGGACAGAGCUUCCAUCAGUCUCUCUCCUCCAGAAGUCUUCCUCCUCUCCAGUCACCUGCCACGCUACAGGUUUCUAUCCUGACAGAGCCAAGAUGGUCUGGAGGAAAGAUGGAGUGGAGCUUCAUGAGGGUGUGAGCAAAGGAGAGAUCCUCACCAACAAUGAUGGGACCUUCCAGAUGAGUGUUGAUCUGGAUCUUUCAUCAGUCAUACAUGAGGACUGGAGGAGGUACGACUGUAUGUUUCAGCUCUCUGGUGUGAACGAGGAAAUCGUCACCAAACUGGACAAAGCAGCGAUCAGGACCAAUGAGGGUUCUUCAGUCUUCCCUGCUGGUGUUGUUGUCCGGAUUAUGGGCAUCCUGCUCCUCCUGACUGUCUGCUUCUCUGCAGUCUUUAUCUGGAGGAGAAAAUAUAAAGAGCUGCACUGACAUGCAGCUUUAGAAAGAAAUUUAUCGCUCAACCAUUUCAGCUUCGCAUGAAGUCAGCCUCUCCCAGCUGAAUGACUCAAAGGUACAUCCAGGACGAGAUGCCAGUCUAUCUGAGAAAGAGAGAGACAACCACACAAACUCACACAUGCAGGGAAAAAUUAGAAUUAAAAUGAUUAAUUAAUUUAUGGUAAUUAAAUUAUUUUAGAAUAAACAUUUAACCUACAAAAGGGUCUUUCUGUGUGGAGCUUAUAUGUUCUCCCCGUGUUUGCGUGGGUUCUCCCCGGGUACUCCGG
Molecule: messenger RNA, 1392 nt
Organism: Maylandia zebra (zebra mbuna)
Lineage: Eukaryota; Metazoa; Chordata; Actinopteri; Cichliformes; Cichlidae
Product: BOLA class I histocompatibility antigen, alpha chain BL3-7
Biological process (GO): immune response
Cellular component (GO): external side of plasma membrane
Source: RefSeq, a predicted model, not a curated record